GUUGUCAACCGCCAUUUGAAAACCACUGAAGAAGAAUCGUAAACGGAAGGGAUCAGUAACAAUUUUCAAGUUAGCGUUUUUUGUUGUUAUUUAGACGUUUAUUAACACCCUGGAACUCAAUAUGCCCCAUUGAACUCCACAGCAUCGCCUACUUACCCCAUAUAGUGUUUAAUUCGCGUUUGAAACAGGACUUGGUUGAUAGAUGUUAUCUAGAUAACGCGGACGUUGACUAGCUAGCUGCUAACAAUGGCUAACUGUAUGGCUUUUCACACGCAAAUAGCCUCCAUCAUGGAGGUGUUAGCGAAUGCAGCCGUGGCAGAAGUCUGUAAACUCGUAGACGACGACUAUGCAGUGUUUCGUUUGGAAAUAACUCAAAGCCAGAAAGAAAACAGGUCAUUGCGGAGGAAACUACAGCUACUGGAACUGAAGGUGGCACGGGACCGCGUCCUCACCAGUCGCCCCAGUAGUGUCAAGAUCCUCGACCGGUGCAGAGGAAUGACAAGCGGUGAAGGACAUCUUACUGGAGGCCACGGGAGCUUUGUGAAGCCAGCAGGACACAAUACAUGGAGAGAUGACCAACCAAUCACUGUUGAGGAGGGGAGUGGAACCUCAACCCAGCACGUUAUUGUGAUAGAGUCAGCAGAUGCAGAGGCUGCAAGUUCUGGGGUCAAGCAGGAGAGGUCUGUAGGAGAGGAGGACCCAAGACACAGAAAAGACAUCCAGACUGGAGUGUCUGGAAAGCACCUUGUAGCCACCAAGGACCUUGCCACCACCACCGUGCCCCAGGCCUGGACCCAACCCAGCAUCACAGAGGUCAGUGGAACGCCGAAGGCUGCCCUCAAGUCAGAGAUGGACACCGAGAUAUUAAUUGUAACACAAAGGCUCUUACACACAGGAUCUGACCACAGAUCAGACCCAGAGAGACUGGGGCUGGGGAGACUGGGCUGUCCUCCUGCUCCCAGCUCAGAGUAUUUACCGGUAUUUCACCAGAGCCAGAAGACGGUUCAUUCCCGUGGAGAUGGUGAUGCGUUAGAAACAGGAGGUGAUGAUCCGUCUUGUUCUUACACUACAGAGAUUGACCCUGGCAACAUAUCCUUGGGUUUAGAGACACAGACUGAUCUGUCCAGAGGGGACUGGAACCGGUACAGUAGUAGUGUAUACUCUGAAGGGUGCCUAGAUAAGAAAGGGGAGGUUAUAGUGGUAGAUGAAGUGACUGUGAAAGUGGAGGGUGAUGCUUCUCCCAUAUGGAAUGCAGAUAGUCACCUAGGAGACGGACACUCACAGGGCAGAGAUUUCUUAGAUUACAGGGGAAGCUUAGAGACAAAUCUAAAUGUUGCCUCCCACUCCCCUUUACACACAUUCAGGGAUCGCAAUCCUGCGUCCACAUUGAUGGCACCUUUCGCUUUACACAGCCAUGUCCUUUCCGAUCAGGUAUUGAACUCAAACGACAGGGCUAGAGUCCCGGCUCAGGGAGUGGGAGCCACAUCAGGCAAUGGUAAAGAGAAACGGUUCCUCUGCAUGUUCUGUAACAAAGGAUUCAGCUGCCCCCAAAAGCUAGAGAUCCACCAGAGGGUCCACACAGGGGUAAAACCGUUCAGCUGUACCCAGUGUCAUAUGCACUUUUCUGUGGCUGGAAACCUGAAGAGGCACCAGAGGGUCCAUACAGGGGUGAAACCCUUCAGCUGUACCCAGUGUCAAAUGCACUUUGCUCAGGCUGGUGACCUGAAGAGGCACGAGAGGGUCCACACAGGGGAGAAACCCUUCAGCUGCCCCCAGUGUGAGAAGAGGUUCUCCCGUCAGCACCAGCUGAAGAUGCACCUGAAGGUCCACACGGGAGAGAGGUCGUUCGCCUGUACACACUGCAGGAAGAGGUUCUCAGAGAGGAGCUACCUCAGGAUACACCAGCAGAAAAACCAUUCCACUCAAUAACAUAGAAAGUAACCAUUCCAUUUAAUAGCUUCUGACAAAGAUGCAUUUAUUAUCAGCUAAAAAGACCCACAGAUGCAUUUGGAAUAACAAGAGUAACAUAUUUCAGUAUAUAUUGCAAUAAGGCAUAAAAUGCAUUUGUAAAGUAUUCUGACCCCUUGACUUUUUCCGCAUUUUGUUACUUAUUCUAAAAUGGAUUAAAUCAAAACUAAUCUAUACACAAUAAUGCAUAAUGACAAAGCGAAAACAGGUUUAGAAUUUUUUGCAAAUGUAUUGUCAGGCCUUUAUGGUAGAGUGGCCAGGCGGAAGCCACUCCUCAGUAAAAGGCACAUGACAAACCGCUUGGAGUUUGCCGAAAAGGCACCUAAAGACUCUCAGACCAUGAGAAACAAGAUUCUCUGGUCAGAUGAAACCAAGAUUGAACUCUUUGGCCUGAAUGCCAAGCGUCACGUCUGGGGGAAACCUGUCACCAUCCUAACGGUGAACCAUGGUAGUGGCAGCAUCAUUCUGUGGGGAUGUUUUUUAGCCAUCAGGAUCAAGAAAGAUGAACGGAGCAAAGUACAGAGAGAUCCUUGAUGAAAAACUGCUCCAGAGCGCCCAGGACCUCGAACUGGGGUGACGGUUCACCUUCCAACAGAACAAUGACCCUAAGCACACAGCCAAGACAACACAGGAGUGGCUUUGGGACAAGUCUCUGAAUGUCCUUGAGUGGCCCAGCCAGAGCCCGGACUUGAAUCUGAUCAAACAUCUCUUGAGAGACCAGGAAAUAGCUGUGCAGCGAUGCUCCCCAUCCAACCUGACAUAGCUUGAGAUAAUCUGCAGAGAGAAAUGGGAGAAACUCCCCAAAUACAGGUGUGCCAAGCUUGUACCUUCAUACCCAAGAAGACUCGAGGCUGUAAUCACUGCCAAAGGUGCUUCAACAAAGUACUGAGUAAAGGGUCUGGAUACUUAUGUAAAUGUGAUAUGAGUGGUUUUUAUAUCAAGUUUGCAAGAAAUGUAAAAAAAGAAAUAAAAAGGGUUUGUUUUGUCAUUAUGGUGUAUUGUGUAGAUUGAGGGGAAAAAACAACUUAAUCCAUUUUAGAACAGGGCUGUAGCGUAAUAAAAUGUGGAAAAAGUGAAGGGGUCUGAAUACUUUCUGAAUGCACUGUAAGCCUAAAGUCUGUUUCAAAUUGUGUUUGUACUGUAUAGGCUAUGUGAUGUUCAUGAAAGCAUAUUACAUUACUUAAAUUCAACUGCUUAAUUUUUUCCCAAGACACUUUUUUAAUGAGAAAAUGAAUGCAGUUCAUCAAGUUCAUGCUGAUUUUUAUUUUUGAGACGUAUGUUUUCAUAUGUUGUAUUUAACUUGUUUGUUUAAUAAACACAAAAAUGGGACUUUUCA
This is a messenger RNA of Oncorhynchus keta (chum salmon), 3304 nucleotides long. Its product is annotated as zinc finger protein 235-like. The transcript has 3 exons. Gene Ontology annotation, biological process: regulation of transcription by RNA polymerase II. The record is from RefSeq and is a predicted model, not a curated record. Gene Ontology annotation, molecular function: DNA-binding transcription factor activity; RNA polymerase II cis-regulatory region sequence-specific DNA binding. NCBI's taxonomy places the organism in Eukaryota, Metazoa, Chordata, Actinopteri, Salmoniformes, Salmonidae. Bases 247 to 1929 code for a protein of 560 amino acids.